Lolium perenne is the source of this 408-nucleotide messenger RNA. The record is from RefSeq and is a predicted model, not a curated record. NCBI's taxonomy places the organism in Eukaryota, Viridiplantae, Streptophyta, Magnoliopsida, Poales, Poaceae.
AUGGACUUCGGUCUCUCUCUCCAUGCCUCCACCGCCACGGACAUCGUCGCCUACUCGGACGCCGAUUGGGCCGGCUGCCCAGACACGCGUCGCUCCACGUCCGGCUACUGCGUCUACUUCGGACCUUCGCUCAUCUCCUGGUCCUCUAAGCGACAGCCUACGGUCUCUCGCUCCAGCGCCGAAGCGGAGUACCGGGCUGUUGCUAACGCGGUUGCUGAGGUCUCCUGGCUGCGGCAACUCCUCGUUGAGCUCUCAUGUCCUGUCGCCAAAGCCACCGUGGUCUACUGCGACAACGUCUCCGCCGUCUACCUCUCCGCCAACCCGGUGACUGAAGGAGAAGGAGGGAAGGAGCAACAACAACAGAAGUUGGACCACAUGCCGGGUGGCAUGGAAAUGCAAAACAAGUGA